GAUGACUGACGGGAUGGCAGUACAUCCAAGACCAUGUUUCUCCAGAAGGCGAAGAACGCCAAGGCCAUGGCGGACGCUCUCGGUUACUCUACGAACAAGGCAGAUAAGGACGAGCAACCGAGCUCGCAGCCCGUGGAGAUUUCUCAUGCGUCAUCAGAGUCGGCAGAGGAGCUCGUGCGAUUGGUGAAUUGGGCAUACCGGGGAAAGGAUGGACGGGAAGGAUGGACUGGAGAGAUGCGCUUCAUCGACGGCAUCAGGAUCGACAUGCCAGCCAUGCUGCAGGCGCUGGAAGAUCCCAAGGCAACAGUCUUCGUGGCAUCGUGUCAAGAGCGACCCGUUGGAUGCAUCAAGGUCGAGAAGGUCGCGGAGGACAUGGCAGAGGUGGGCAUGUUUGCGGUCGAUCCGGACAUGCAGUCCAAGAGAAUCGGCAGCUCUCUGCUGCAGACAGCAGAAGAGUUCGCACGGGAAGCCCUUGGGGCGAGGAAGGCAACCAUGUUCGUGCUCGAGAACCGCGGCGACAUCCUCUCCUGGUACUUGCGACGCGGUUACAAGCGGACGGAGGAGACGGCGCCGUUCCCAGAGGACCAGAACGUGGGCAAGCCCAAGAUAAAACUUCAGUUUGUCAGGCUCGAGAAGGAUCUUUAAAGCGCGUUCGCUGCUCCUAUCUCUGCCAGUAGGUUUUCAUGGUAAAUUUACAGUCU
Messenger RNA from Guillardia theta CCMP2712, 701 nucleotides. RefSeq lists its product as hypothetical. The record is from RefSeq and is a predicted model, not a curated record. NCBI's taxonomy places the organism in Eukaryota, Cryptophyceae, Pyrenomonadales, Geminigeraceae. Gene Ontology annotation, molecular function: N-acetyltransferase activity. The transcript has 4 exons. The coding region runs from base 34 to 645 and encodes 203 amino acids.